Molecule: messenger RNA, 1186 nt
Organism: Drosophila kikkawai
Lineage: Eukaryota; Metazoa; Arthropoda; Insecta; Diptera; Drosophilidae
Source: RefSeq, a predicted model, not a curated record
AUGCAGUUGCUGCCGCAGAUUCAGAUACAGAUACAGAUACAGGCCCACACGGCAACGCAGUUGGGCGUAGUGUGCACUGAGCUCGAGGAUUACCUCGUGUGCAGCGCCCUCGCUUUGGCCGAGGCCCAGAACUACCCGCAGCGUUUAAGCAUCCCCGGAGCUGUGCCAUCACCUGGCCAACUGCCACACCGUCAGCCCGUGCUAAGGGUCCGUCGUCCGGGACCGUCGCUGCGCCAACAAAACGCCAUCCUGCCAGCGGUGACGCAGCGCGUGGCUAUUGAGGAGCGCCCAGUCACUGAGGCGGCGGAGGAUGAGCAACCGGAGCCGUAUCUGCCGAAUCUUUUGAGGGAACAGCAGCUGGCCCAGGCCCAGCAAUCGCAGUUCCAGCAGGCAGCCGCCGCUUUCCUUGCCGGCCAGCAGCCCGUCGAGCAGCCAUCGCCCGUGCAGCAGUUCCUCCAGAACGAGGACUCUCAGCCCGCGGCCAUCCUGCCCGCUCCUCCUCGCUUCCCCGCCGAACGCCCCUCCAUUCCAACGCCUCUGAACCGGCCAGCCGCCUUUAAUGACUUCGGCAUCGGACGGUUCGAGAACUCCCAGAGGUUCGGCUUGGAGCGACCAACGCCCACGGCAGCUGCUCCGCCACCACCUCCGCCGCCACCUCAGCCGCAAAGGGUGGCUGUGAUCCGGACGAGACCAGCGCCACCAGCAGCCUUCCGUCCUGAGCCACCAGCACCGCAGCCAGUGGCUAGACCACGUCCCAAGCCCGUUCAACCACGUCCAAUCAUCGACCAGAAUCAACUGCAGGACGAGCGUGGCGAGCAGCAGCAGAGACGUCAGCGACCCGUGGCCCAGACCAUCCGAAAGUGGCGCGAGGAGAACGAGGAUGGAAGCAUCACCUGGGGCUACGAAAACGAUGAUGGAUCCUUCAAAGAGGAGUUAAUCGGAACCGACUGCAUCACCAAGGGCACCUACGGCUACGUUGAUCCCGAUGGCAACAAGCGCGAAUAUCACUACGAGACAGGAAUCAAGUGCGAUCCCAAUGCCCGCGAGAACGAGGAGGAGCUGCAGGAGAACGGCUUCAUCAAUUACGAGGAGAACCGCGCCGUGCUGCCCAACGGCCUGGAGAUCGAUAUGACGCAGCUGGGCAAGAAGAAGUCGAAGCGCCCGAACAGCAUCUACCGGAACUGAU